UCAGUUUCAAAUUUCAGAUUCAAUUCCAUCUCUUUCCAAUUCGACGCAUAUUCAAAACUACGCCAAUUCAAAUCCAUUGUUUCUAAUGGCUUUAAUUGACAUGGAAACUGCUUUGUUAUCUUUCCCAAGUUCUUCUUCUUAUUCUUCAUCUUCUACUGGCAGAUGGAAGUAUGAUGUCUUCAUCAGUUUCAGAGGCGAGGACAACCGCAACACAUUUGCAGACCUUCUAUAUGAUGCCUUCAAAAGGGAAGGCAUUAUCGCCUUUAAGGACAAUGAGAAACUUGAGAAAGGAAAAACUAUUUCGCCAGAGCUUUCAAAUGCAAUAGAAAAAUCGAGAUAUGCUGUUGUCAUCUUCUCAAAAAACUAUGCAUCUUUGACUUGGUGCUUAAAUGAACUUGUAAAGAUUGUUCAGUGCGAGAAAGAGAAAGUUUGGCCUGUUUUUUAUGAUGUGGAGUCAUCCGAUGUACGGAAACAAAAAGGAACCUUCGAACAUGACUUUAUCAAACAUGAACAAAAUUUCAACGAGGACUGGGUGAAAAUGUGGAGAGUUGCUUUGAGUCAAGUUGGCGAAAUCGUUGGAUGGCCUGUAAUAAAUAGGCCCUGGUCACAGGUUAUCAGAAGCAUUGUUAGAGUAAUAUCGCAUAAAUUGAAUGAUGAUACAUUCUCAGAUAUUGAUGAGGGUCUAAUAGGAUUAGAUUCUCGAGUGCUGGAGUUGGAGUCAUGUUUAAAUGUAGGGUCAAACGAUGUUCGCUUUAUAGGGAUUUGGGCGAUGGGGGGAAUGGGUAAGACAACUCUUGCUUCGGUUGUUUAUCAUAUGGUUUCUAAAGAAUUUGAAGCUUGUAGUUUUAUUGCAGAUGUUAGGGAACUUUCUGAAAAACAUGGUUUAGUUUUCCUACAACAGAAACUUGUUUCUGACAUUUUGAAGGAAACAGAUUUGAAAGUAAAAGAUACUUUAGAUGGAAUUUGUGUGAUCAAAAAUAGAUUUCGUCAUAAAAAGAUUCUACUUGUUCUUGAUGACGUACAUGAAUCAGACCAGUUAGAUAUGUUAGCUAGGAAGCACGAUUGGUUUGGUCCUGGCAGUAGAAUUAUCAUAACAACAAGAGAUGAGCAUGUGUUGAAGGAACACGAAGUAAAUCAAAUAUAUGAAGUUAAAGGAUUGAAUGGUGAACAUGCACUUCAUCUUUUUUGUUUGAAAGCUUUUAAAAGUAAGCAUGUCCCAGACGAUUAUUUAAAACUAUCCAAAGAUUUUUUAAAUUAUGCUGGUGGUCUUCCUUUAGCUCUUAAGGUUUUUGGUUCCUUUUUGUAUGGAAAAAGUAUUGUUGACUGGAAAAAUGCGAUAGAGAGGUUGAAAGAAUUUCCAAAUGAAAAAAUUAGCGAAGUACUUCAAAUAAGUUUUGAUGGACUCCAUGAUUUAGAGAAGGAAACAUUCUUAUAUAUUGCAUGCAUCUUUAACCAUGAGAAAAAAGAUGAUGUGGUACAAAUACUUAAUGUUCUUGGCCUUCACGCUGGUAUUGGAUUGAACGAACUCAUUGAUAAAUCUCUCUUGAAAAUUAUGGAUGAGGAUAUAGUGUGGAUGCAUGAUUUACUUGUAAAAAUGGGUAGACACAUAGUUUUUCGUGAGUACCCUAAUGAUCCUGGGAGGCAUAGUAGACUAUGGCAUUACGAGGACAUUGACAAGGUGUUGAAAAGAAAUAAGGGAACAGGUGCAAUUCAAGCCAUCGAUAUUUCAGGUAUUCAUCAAGCUGCAAAAGAGGCACGUUGGAACCUUGAUGCCUUUUCGAAGAUGGACAAUCUUAGAUUUCUUAGGAUUCGUAAUGUUUGCCUUCAACAUGGCCCAAAACGUCUUCCUAAUGAUUUAAGAAUUCUUGAUUGGAGUAAUUAUCCUUCAAAAUCUUUGCCAUCAAGUUUCCAAGCGGAUGAGCUUGUGCAACUUUGUUUGCAACAUAGCAAAAUUGAACAACUUUCGAUACGAAUAAAGAGUUUUGACAAGUUGAAGAUCAUCGAUUUGGCCAACUCAUUGAACCUGACUAAAACUCCAAACUUUACUAGAGUCCCAAAUCUUGAAAAAUUAGUUCUUGAAAGAUGUAAGAAUUUAGAGAAGCUUGACCCAUCCAUCGGAGUCCUUAAAAAGCUUAUUCUUCUAAAUCUACGACAAUGCGAAAAACUACAUUAUCUUCCAGACGAGUUUGAAAUGGAGUCUCUUGUGAUUCUUGAUCUUUCUGGAUGCUUAAAUGUAAAAAAAAUUCCAAAAUUUGUGGGGAACAUGAAAUACUUACAGCAUCUUUCUCUAAAUUGCACUGCUAUUAGAGAACUACCUUCAUCAGUUGAACACUUGGUUGGCCUUACUUCAUUGACUCUAAAAGCUUGCAAAAAUCUUGAGCGUCUUCCUAUCACCAUUUGUAGUUUGAAGUUGCUUAUAGAACUUGAUCUUUCUGGAUGCUCAAAAUUUGAUAACUUGCCAGAGGACUUAGGGAAUGCCAAAAGUCUAAAGGUGCUUAAUUUGAAUGGAACAGCUAUAAAAGAAUUGCCUUCAUCAAUUGGACGUUUGAUUGGCCUUAUUUCAUUGAGGCUAAUAGAUUGCAAGAAUCUCGUGUGUCUUCCUAACUCCAUUUGUAGUUUGAAGUUGCUUGAAUGUCUUGAUCUUUUUGGAUGCUCAAAAGUUGAGAACUUGCCAAAGAACUUGGGGAAUGUCGAAGGUUUGAAGGUGCUUAAUUUGAGUGAAACAUGUAUAAAAGAGUUGCCUUCAUCAAUUGAACACUUGACUAGCCUUACAUCAUUGACUCUAAGGGAUUGUAAAAAUCUUGUGUGUCUUCCUAACACUAUUUGUAGUUUGAAGUUGCUUGAAUGUCUUGAUCUUUUUGGAUGCUCAAAAGUUGAGAACUUGCCAAAGAACUUGGGGAAUGUCGAAGGUUUGAAGGUGCUUAAUUUGAUUGGAACAGCUAUAAAAGAGGUGCCUUCCUCCAUUGCUCUCCUAAAAAAUCUAAAAAAAUUAAAUAUCCAUAGAUUUAAUGAGACAUCAACCUCAUUUUAUUCCCUUCCUAACAUCAUCGGCAGGUUAUCCUCUUUGACAUACGUGGAUCUAAGUGGAAGUAAUUUUCUUUCCCUUCCUGACAUCAUCGGUAGGUUAUCCUCUUUGACAUACUUGGAUCAAAGUGGAAGUAAUUUGGAUUCCCUUCAUGACAACAUCGGUGCAUGGGUUUCCCAAACAUGGCGUUCUAUUUGUCUGAGCAACAGUAGAAGGCCUCAGCUUCCUUCGCUGACGCUGACGCUUUCUGAAACACUUUCCACAGACAUGCGAGAUCACUUCAAUCUCCUCAACAACGAUCGUUAUCAAUUACGAUUAUUUGACCGUGGAAAACACUGUUGGGGAUCUCCACUUGGUUUGGUUGUAACCUUGAGUCUUGAUUAUGAAACCCACCUUCUGCACGUUAUUGAAGGAGUACAAAUGACAUCGGAGAAUUAG
Quercus lobata is the source of this 3463-nucleotide messenger RNA. Its product is annotated as protein SUPPRESSOR OF npr1-1, CONSTITUTIVE 1-like. Gene Ontology annotation, biological process: defense response; signal transduction. Lineage: Eukaryota; Viridiplantae; Streptophyta; Magnoliopsida; Fagales; Fagaceae. The coding region runs from base 86 to 3463 and encodes 1125 amino acids. The transcript is spliced from 5 exons. The record is from RefSeq and is a predicted model, not a curated record. Gene Ontology annotation, molecular function: ADP binding.